Molecule: messenger RNA, 1636 nt
Organism: Carassius carassius (crucian carp)
Lineage: Eukaryota; Metazoa; Chordata; Actinopteri; Cypriniformes; Cyprinidae
Product: protein FAM168A-like
Exons: 9
Coding region: 408-1208 (266 amino acids)
Biological process (GO): positive regulation of base-excision repair
Source: RefSeq, a predicted model, not a curated record
UGCAGACGCAUGCAUUCAUUUUUGGCCAUAUUGGAUGAUUUUUGCAUAUGGCGAAUGGAUGGUGUACUGAAUGACUGGUGCGUUCAGUCGUGCGUCAGACACAGAGGUCCUCCCCUUGUGUUUCUAUGUUACUGCCCCCCUCUCUCGCUCUCUAUCCCCCUCCCUUCCUCUCUUCUCUUCUCUGGCAUCCCCCAUCCCCCAUCGCUUUAUGUGCUUCCAUACAGCCUGAAAAUCAACCGGAGGAGGAAACCUUCACACUCGCGGAGAAUAGACUGACCCUCAGCAACCCAGAAGAUCGCUUUAAACCGGGGACACAGACUGGAUCAGGGUGACCCAUCUAAACCGUCUCACUCUGAUUUGCAUAUCCAUUCUUCCUACCUCCUUCAUUUGCCUUUCCUUCACUGAGAAUGGCAAGCGGGCAUUCCACUGACAAAUUCAGUUUUCUGUACCCAACAGACACCAGUCAGAACGUGAAGAGUAAGAACAGGCUGUCUUCCACCAUGAACCCGGUGUACAGUCCAGUGCAGCCGGGAACCCCAUACGGAAACCCCAAGAAUAUGGCAUACGCAGGUUAUCCAGGAGGUUACCCUACGACUGCCCCGACCUACACAGCCAACCUUUAUCAGACAGGUAGCCCGGGAUACCCACCAGUGCUGCUGGUGAAGCAGGCCUGGCCCCAGACGGCAUCUGCUCCGGGGCCCGCAGAAGGCUCCUAUGACCUGGCUAUGGACGCUGGCUCCGAGAGCAGGCAGUACCAGGCCUCAUCUACAGCAUUCAGAUAUACUGCAGGAACACCUUAUAAAGUGCCCCCUACUCAGACCAAUGGAGCUCCUCCACCCUAUUCCCCGUCUCCCAACCCCUACCAGACGGCCAUGUACCCCAUUAGAAGUGCCUAUCCCCAGCAGAACCUCUAUGCUCAGGGUGCUUAUUACACGCAGCCUGUGUACGCCGCCCAGCCUCAUGUCAUCCACCACACCACCGUGGUCCAGCCCAACAGCAUCCCCUCCGCCAUCUACCCCGCUCCUGUACACGCACCCCGCUCCAACGGGAUGGCCAUGGGCAUGGUGGCCGGGACAACGAUGGCCAUGUCUGCUGGAACACUGCUGACCACCCCUCAGCACACUCAGAUCGGAGCACACCCCGUCACCGUGCCAACGUACCGACCACAAGGAACACCUGGAUACAGCUACGUUCCACCUCACUGGUAGAGCCCACCUGCCAAUCAUAUCUGGAGUCAAACAUUGUAUGCAACUACUCAAGUCUUACAUCGGCGCUCUGUGCUCAACAGUGAGGCGCCACGUCUGUUUGCAAGAACAAAAGGGAAAAAAAGUGCAAGGGUCACGUGUUUUGGUUAAAGCUGCUUUUUUAUGCUUUUAUUUAAUUUUUAAUUGUUUUAAUAUUUUUCUUCUUCUCAUUUUUUUGGGAUGAUGUUCUUGCAUUAGGUUAUUGUAAUUCUUCAUUGUUCCAUAGUUACUUCUAUAAGAACUCCAGAAUGAUUUCGACCAAUCACGAUCUGUCUUUGUGUUCAGUAUAAACGCUGAUGUGCGUGCAGUAAUGUACCGACGCAAUAUCAGCACCACUCAGAUCAUAAUCAUCCACUUAUGCUGCCAAAUUUGAUAACCUUUAGAUAUAAGCA